AUGUUUGCACUCGCUCUAGUUAACGCAGAAUCAGGCCAGCUUGCCAAACAGGAAUUAAAGGCCGAUGUGCCGUCGUGGCGCUCCGAAGGUUAUGCGGAUGAUUCGAGUGUAGAGAUUCUAGACCAUGACCAUGGUGUUGGUAGAGCCCAAAGAUGCAACGACAGAGAUCUCGAUCGAGUUCUUGCUGAAACACCACCUCAACUUCGCUUCAUCCUGCUGCUACCGACUGUGCACGAAAGAAUAGCGCGAGAGUUUUCGCAGAGAACAGUAGCUGCCGAUCUUUUCAAGAUGAACGAAAUGUACGACAACGAGGCUGUUGACCCUGCUGAUCCUGAGGACCUCGCAAUGUGGAAGGGCAGCAGACUCAACGUAUCUCGUAAUGCCCUACUCAAGAUCAUGACCAAGUACGAUAUUGCACCAGGCACUUGUUCCCACAUCCGAGGACAGGAACAAAUAUUUGGAUCCCGUACGAUGAAAAAUAAUAAGAACGAGGUCGCAGCUGUUGAAAUCUGGUAUGCCGUCAGAGCAAGGGCGUAUUUUCGCGAAGUCGACAAAGAUGCCGAUCUUAAGAUAACAAUCGUCACCAAAUAUGAUGUGGCAACCGAGUCGACUGUGGUGAUUCUGAAGUACCGAUCUUUCAACGAUCUACCUAUCAAGUUGAAGUGCGAGUUGAUCUCCAAGCUGAAAGAACUGAUUCAUCAGAAAACCACCAAAAGUAUCGCGCACAGCCCGUUUGCUGUGACAUUGAUGCAUUUCAACUGCACCGCUCAGUGGUACCGGCGAGCAGCGAGGGAUCCAAGAGAUAGCGUGAGAAAAGAAGAGGAGAAGGCCCACGAGCUGCACAAAGGAAGCAAGAAUGAGGUCAAUGCUAUCAAUGUUAGGAGACUUCAGUUGACUCUGCGCAAUCUUGAUCAGGAUAAGCUACAGCUGACGCAAAUCAUCGGCACCAUCAAAAGCCUGCGCAAUCAGCACGAGGCUUUCUACAAAUACGUCAAGCGAGUGUCAGCCCCCGAGGAUCGAGAUUGGCUUUACCUUCGUGUCGACGAGGAACUAAAUAGACUGGAUGAUCAGUUAAACUAUCAGCGAUCAUCAAUUGAAGAUGUUUCUGGUCGAGCGCAGCGACUCUUGGAUCUUCUGUUCAAUUUGGCCGGCCAACAGAAUGCCCGCUGGAGCGAGAAGGUGGGUAAGCAGGCAAUGCACGAGAGCGCGAAUAUGCGGGCCGUCGCCGUCGUGACUAUGCUCUUCCUUCCAGGAACUUUCGUCUCGCGAAUACUGGGCACAAACCUUUUCAGUCAAGAGGAAAAUAAGGGUGGAAGCGACAACGAUCCGGGCUCGUCAUUCCGUGCAUCGUCGCAUUGGUGGCUUCUAUUGGUUACCAUAAUUCCGCUGACAGCUUUGACUUUCUUGAUUUGGUCGAUUUGGCGAUCAAGGACCGAGAAUGAGAUUGCCUUAAAGAUCAUGAAAGAAGACGAGGAGACCAUCACCCUACAGGACCUUGAGCGAUUGAACAGCAGGCGGAAAAGUAGCUUCGCUAUCAUGGGAAGUAGUCUCGCCAAUAUCAAGAGGCCAUGGACACGCCAGUAUCGCAGAGGACCCGAUAUCGGGAUGGCUAACUAG
Ascochyta rabiei is the source of this 1617-nucleotide messenger RNA. RefSeq lists its product as uncharacterized. The record is from RefSeq and is a predicted model, not a curated record. The coding region runs from base 1 to 1617 and encodes 538 amino acids. The transcript is spliced from 6 exons. NCBI's taxonomy places the organism in Eukaryota, Fungi, Ascomycota, Dothideomycetes, Pleosporales, Didymellaceae.